Molecule: messenger RNA, 204 nt
Organism: Aureobasidium musti
Lineage: Eukaryota; Fungi; Ascomycota; Dothideomycetes; Dothideales; Saccotheciaceae
Source: the annotation of a GenBank genome assembly
AUGCUUACUGCUGAGUCGUCGCGCUUUGCGCAUGCACUGCAGAACGUGAAGCUGAUCGCUUUGAGCUUCUUUUUCUUCCACUCGAUACCUUCAUCCUCUUCUUCAGCUAUGCGGUUCGCAUCCUCGUCGCCUUCCCAGCGACUUCGCACCGCGCCCGAGUGCGGUCUACCUACACGCGCUACUUUGAGCCCCGCACAGUGUUAG